Molecule: messenger RNA, 2622 nt
Organism: Tachysurus fulvidraco (yellow catfish)
Lineage: Eukaryota; Metazoa; Chordata; Actinopteri; Siluriformes; Bagridae
Gene: gramd2b
Product: GRAM domain-containing protein 2B
Exons: 13
Coding region: 103-1266 (387 amino acids)
Source: RefSeq, a predicted model, not a curated record
UGUUUGGGUCAGAGACCUCCUCGAUGACUAAAAUCUGACAAUACAGACGAAGCUUUGCAAAUAGUUUUGUCAAGGGACAAGAAUUAUUUUAGACAUUUUUAGAUGGAAAAACCUUUUGGUUGUGAUGACGCUGUCCUCAGAAGCAGCAGCAAUACUGACAGACCAACAUGUCCUGUUUUACCCAGUCAACUUAACGAGCAUGUGCUGCAAUGUCAUAAUACUGAAAAUGGGAGAGAGGAGAACUCAAGGAGAAUAAUGAAAUCAAACAUGUCCCUAUCAAUGGACAGUCCAUCUGAAAUCUUGGAAAGAAGAGGAAAACCAACACUAAUUAGGUCCAAAACAUUUGAUCCCUCAUUAUUGUCACAUGUCCAAUGUGACAUUGAGUCAAAGACUGAAAGGAAGAAGCAGCACAGCUGCCAUUUUCAUCGAACAAAUGCCCAAUACCACAAACUUUUCAAAGAUAUUAGUGAAAAUGAGUUGCUGAAACAAAGUUACACAUGUGCAUUGCAGAAAGAUAUUCUUUACCAAGGGAGACUUUUUGUGUCUGAUAACUGGAUCUGUUUCUACUCCAAAGUUUUUGGUAAAGACACAAAGAUUGCCAUUCCAGUUAUAUCUGUAUCAGUAAUAAAGAAAACUAAAACUGCAAUCUUGGUACCAAAUGCAUUGAUUAUUGCCACAGCACUUGAAAGGUAUGUUUUUGUGUCAUUCCUGUCCCGAGACACAACAUACAAGAUUUUGAUGUCAGUGUGCUCCAAUUUGGAUGACAAGUGUCUGGGAAACAACCCUGUUCCCCAUUCCUCUGCAGAUGGCAAUUAUACAGUGUCACCUUCCACACUUCCCAUGAAUUAUGCAGCAGAUUUGUCAGAUUUGGAUGGCCCAGUGGAUCAAAGAAGACAAGAAAUCGGAUAUAGCAGUAGCUCAGACUCUCCAGAAUCACCGUUAUAUAAGAAAAUUGCAGAACACAAACGGAAUGUUUUUGACAGUAAAACACAGAGACCAAGCUUGUUUAAUGUUCUUCUGAUGGUGUACCUAUUUCUAAUCUGCAUUUUGAUUAUGUCUUCAUGUUACAUGGCUUACAAGAUCAUAUAUUUGGAAAAGAGACUGAAUUCUAUAGGCUCUAUGGCUGAAUUGACACAUUCUAGAGAUGAAUAUAACUGUAUAUUCUCUGAGGAUACUUCUAGCAUCUACUCUGCUGUGUCCAUUAAUCUUGUGAAGCUGGAAAAGAUUCAGAGAGGCCUAAAGAAACUAUUGGAUGAAACUAAGUGAUGUAUGUUUAUUCCUCAGAUCUAAGUCACCACAAGGGGUUGAGAUCUUUACCUUGUGUACCAGUCACUGUUUUGUACAAGUUUUAGCCAAGAUAGGACUAUAGAUCAUGGGCAGUGUUUCCCUGGACAUAAUAAAAUAAGGCUCAGUUUUAAUUCUUAACAAGCCUGGAAUACUCUGUACUCUCAGAAUACCACCUAAGUAGCAAUUCUGUUGUGUUAUUAUUCAUUUCCUAUUCUCUCAUGGAAAACAUGGCAGAAGUGGGUUAAAUUCUGUACUUCAACAAAAAUGGUUUGAAACGCUUAGGUUGAAACAACAAAAAACAUUUAUUUUAUCCUUGCAUGUGCUAGAAAAGCACAAUGAUAAACCAGAGUGACCAGAAAUUAAAAUGCAUCAUCAAAUUUAAAAUAUCUCACCUCUUAGCUGAGCCACUUCGUUCAUCUCAGUGAAGUCUCAGUUCUGAACAUGAUAAUGGCAACUGGGUGGAAAACUAAAACUGUAAAACAAAUGCAUCCAUAUAUAUCUACAAAUACAAACUGAGCUUGCUAGUAACUUUAAAGUAAAGUUAAAUUGGUCACUAUAUGAAAAAUUGUAGAUGCCACAUUAAAAUACAUUAGUGAAUCUAACGCUAUUGUCGAGGUUCAGUUAUAAAGCAUUACAGAUGUAUGGAGAAAUGCUAAUAUAAUGUAGUAUAAAAUGCUGAUAUUAUUGCCUGUAACUUUUUUUUUUCCAUUUAAUCACUUAUCAUAAAAUGUGCAUGUUGAAGACAUCAUAUAUUUUUGUACUAUGUCACAGCUUCUGUAAAUACCUUAUAAUUUUAUCUGUAAUGCCAAUAUUUUAAUUCUGUCAGGUCAAAGCCAGAAACAGGGCCACACUAUCAGAAGGAACACAACCCACCUACAAACAUGGUCACCACAACACAACUCCCAGCACACAUGGACUUUCACCAUCCUUCUAAUCAUGUUCUAACUGAACUCAGUCAUGAACCACACAAAAGUACACACACAACCCAACAGUUCACUGUGAAGUAUAUACUGUACUCUGUCUCCUUGUUACUAGUCAUUAACAAGCCUUUAGAUAUAUUAAUACUGAUAUGCUGAAUUUUUCUGUUUUUUUUUUUCCUGGUUUUUGAUCCUUGUCUUAAAUUUGUUCACACUGUUUGUCACCUGACUAUUGCCUGUUUCCUGUUUUGUGUUUUGUGAUUUGAAGCUUAUUAAUUGAAGCUGUUUAUACCUGCUCUUGUGUCCAUCCCUGCUGCCGGACAGAUUAAGCCUAAUUUUUCAAAGAAAUACAGUAGUUUAUUGCCUAAAAUUUUAUACAUUUUAAAAAUAACACAUAAUAAAAUAUUAUUUUAUACAA